This is a messenger RNA of Colius striatus (speckled mousebird), 6072 nucleotides long. It is a transcript of the gene RELCH, whose product is annotated as RAB11 binding and LisH domain, coiled-coil and HEAT repeat containing. Bases 195 to 3203 code for a protein of 1002 amino acids. Gene Ontology annotation, cellular component: recycling endosome; trans-Golgi network. The record is from RefSeq and is a predicted model, not a curated record. Gene Ontology annotation, biological process: intracellular cholesterol transport. Gene Ontology annotation, molecular function: protein binding. The transcript is spliced from 23 exons. NCBI's taxonomy places the organism in Eukaryota, Metazoa, Chordata, Aves, Coliiformes, Coliidae.
UGGGAGGCGGCUGAGGAGGAGGAGGCGGUGGCGGAGGCACAGAGGGGCUGUUGCCGCUGGCGGCAGCGCCCGCAGCAGCGAAGGGGGCUGGCAGCGGCCCCGACUCCGCCAGAAGCGGCUGCGGCCGCGGCGGUUCUGCGCAGGCUUUGCCGAAGUAGCGCCUUGGCAGUGGUCGUGCCGUGUCGGGCUGUAAGAUGGCGGCGGCGGGCGGGGGCAGCAGUGUGAACCCCUUCCUCAGCGACUCCGAGGAGGACGAGCCCGAGGAGUCCAGGCCCGGCGGUGGCAGCAGCAGCAGUAACGAGCCGGGCGGGCCGCCAUACCCGCAGCAGCAGCGGGAUGCGACGGCAGCUGCGGAGAGCCCUGAGGAGCUGCCCGGUUUGCGCACGGCGGCGCCGGGCGACGCCGGCUGCGAUGCGGAGGCGGGCGGCGGGGCCGGCGCGGGAGAAACGCCGCGGGUAUCGAUGGACGUGAUAGCGGCGCAGCUUCUGCGGGACCAGUUCUUGCUGACAGCGCUGGAGCUGCACACGGAGCUGCUGGAGACCGGCCGGGAGCUGCCUCGGCUCCGCGAUUUCUUUUCCAACCCGGGCAACUUCGAGCGGCAGAGCGGCACGCCGCCAGCCGGCGGGGCCCUGGGCGGCAGCGUGCUCGGGGGAGCAGGCGGCAGGGAGCCCGGCUCCGGGCAGCUCAAUCGUGCUGGAAGCAUCAGUACUCUUGAUUCCUUAGAUUUUGCAAGAUAUUCCGAUGAUGGCAAUAGGGAAACAGAUGAAAGAGUAGCAGUCCUGGAGUUUGAACUACGGAAAGCCAAGGAGACCAUACAGGCCCUUCGAGCCAACCUGACUCAGGCCGCAGAAAACGAAGUUCCUUUGCAGGAACGAAAAAAUUAUAAAUCAAGUCCUGAAAUUCAGGAGCCAAUCAGACCUCUUGAGAAAAGAGCUCUAAAUUUCCUAGUUAAUGAAUUUUUAUUGAAGAAUAGUUACAAGCUUACAUCAAUAACAUUUUCAGAUGAAAAUCACGAUCAGGAUUUUGAACUUUGGGAUGAUGUAGGAUUGAACAUUCCAAAACCUCCUGACCUGUUGCAACUCUAUCGUGACUUUGGAAACCAUCAUGUUACUGCAAGAGAUGUGGUGGAUGUAUCAGUUGGUGUAGAAGAUGAUGAGUUAGAGGCUACUACUCCUAUACUUGGGACUGUCCCUGUAUUUGAAACACCACAGUCAAUAGAACAGUGUUUAAUAGUGCAAAAAUUAGAAGAUCAAAUUAGUGCAUUAAACACUGAGAAGUGGUCUUUGAUGGAACAAAUCCAAAGGCUUGAGAGUGAAAUAGAUUUUCUCAAGAAUGAAAACUUUGCUGUGUCAACAGUUUAUGGUGUAGCUCACCAUCCUCCUUUAAAACAAGUGCCUCUCACAGUCUCAGAGGACAGCAGACGGUUGGAUGUCAAGAGCUCUGAGAAUGACAGUAAACCUGGAAACACUAAGGAAACAAGCCUUUCUUUAUCAGCUGAAAUGGAUUCAAGGACUUCUAAAGAUGAUACACUAAAUUCUGUGCCCUGUAAAGAUACAGAAAAACUAUCCUCUUGUGCUCCAUCAACUAAAGCUGCAGUCCACUUCGAUAAACCCAAUAGGAAAUUGUCACCAGCUUUCCAUCAAGCACUACUGUCUUUCUGUCGGAUGUCAGCAGACAGCCGCUUGGGAUCAGAGGUAUCUCGGAUUGCAGACAGUGAAAAAAGUGUCAUGUUAAUGUUGGGACGCUGCCUGCCUCAUAUUGUUCCUAAUGUGCUGCUUGCAAAGCGAGAGGAAUUGAUCCCACUUAUACUGUGUACAGCCUGCCUCCAUCCUGAACCCAAAGAGAGAGAUCAACUACUACACAUACUGUUCAAUUUGAUCAAACGACCAGAUGAUGAGCAAAGACAGAUGAUACUGACUGGGUGUGUGGCAUUUGCCCGACACGUUGGACCAACACGUGUAGAAGCUGAGCUUUUACCACAAUGUUGGGAGCAGAUCAACCACAAAUACCCAGAGAGGCGGCUGCUGGUAGCAGAAUCCUGCGGAGCACUAGCACCUUACCUUCCAAAGGAAAUUCGUAGUUCGUUAGUACUCUCCAUGCUGCAGCAAAUGCUAAUGGAAGAUAAGGCAGAUCUGGUACGAGAAGCUGUGAUCAAAAGCCUUGGCAUCAUUAUGGGAUAUAUUGAUGAUCCAGACAAAUAUCAACAGGGCUUCGAACUGCUGCUUUCAGCUUUAGGAGACCCUUCAGAACGUGUAGUUAGUGCAACACAUCAGGUAUUUUUACCUGCUUACGCUGCCUGGACAACAGAAUUGGGAAAUUUGCAGUUCCAUCUUAUACCUACACUGCUUAAUAAAAUUGAAAAAUUGCUCAGGGAAGGAGAACAUGGCUUGGAUGAACAUAAGCUCCACAUGUAUCUAUCUGCUCUGCAGUCAUUGAUUCCUUCACUGUUUGCACUGGUGCUACAGAAUGCACCUUUCACAAGCAAGGCUAAACUUCAGGGAGAAAUACCACAAAUAGAAGUCACUAGAUUUCCCCGACCCGUAUCGCCUCUUCAGGAUGUGGCCAUCAUCAUUGGAAGCCGUGAACAAUUAGCAGUGUUGUUGCAACUGUAUGACUAUCAGCUACAACAUGAGGGUACUACAGGCUGGGAAACUUUGCUAUGGGUAGUCAAUCAACUGCUGCCACAACUUAUAGAAAUAGUUGGCAAGAUCAAUGUAGCAUCAACUGCCUGUGUCCAUGAGUUUUCUAGAUUUUUCUGGAGACUUUGUAGGACAUUUGGGAAAAUUUUUACAAACACUAAGGUAAAACCACAGUUCCAGGAAAUCUUAAGACUCUCUGAGGAAAACAUAGAUUCCACAGCAGGUAAUGGAGUGCUAACAAAAGCUACAGUUCCCAUCUAUGCAACAGGAGUCCUUACAUGUUAUAUUCAGGAGGAAGACCGCAAGCUGUUGGUUGGAUUCUUAGAAGAUGUAAUGACUAUGCUUUCACUAUCCCAUGCUCCUCUUGAUAGCUUGAAAGCUUCUUUUGUGGAAUUGGGUGCUAACCCAGCUUAUCAUGAGCUGCUAUUAACUGUCUUAUGGUAUGGAGUUGUCCAUACUUCUGCUCUUGUUCGGUGUACAGCUGCUAGAAUGUUUGAGGCCUUUGGGAUUUUUGCACUUGUUCCACGUUUGACUCAUUUGGAUAGCUUUGCAGUGGAUCUCUAGCUGAACCUGCCACUUGUAUCCAUUUGGAAAAACAAAUCUCAAGUCUGCCUUGGAAAAAAGAGCACUUAACAUGACCAUUAGCGUUCUUUAUUACAAAUCUGGAAGUCAUUGGAGAUGAAGCACUAAACAACCAAUUUAAGACGUAUCCUGAGACUUCAGUGGAGAAGAUCUGAGGUUGUAGGGUUUUUUGGGGGGUAUUAUUUGGUAUUUGUUUUCAUUUUCCUUUUCAAAAGGAGAUAACAACUUUUGAUCACCUUUAAUAUAUUUUUUUAGUUACUUGGUGGGGUUCUUUAACAAGAACAUUGCAUGUAUUUUAUAUUCGUAAUAAUGCCCUGUUUUUCAAUAAGCAAACAUGUAGGAGACUUCAGUUACAACAGGCUUUUGUCUUGUUUGCAGAUUCUUUUCAAAUUCAGCUGGAUGUUAUUUAUUUUUAGGCAGUCUUGCAUGCUAUUUGCCUGUUUGUUUCUUAGUAUCCUUCUAUUUUCACUAAAGCAUAGGCAACUUUGUUGCAGACACUUAUCUCACAUGAAGAUGGUAUCAUAUUGCCACUUCUUUGAUAGCCAUAGCAUAGGUAUUUAUACAUGGCAAUAUGUGAAUUUGGGAAGUCAUCUGUGUAAAGAGGUGGUUAAUAGUUGGUUUCACUUUUGGAGAAUUUCUUCUUUCAAGGAAUUUCUGACUUCUCAGAGGCUGCUCAUUGGCAAAGCCCAGCCACUAUGUCACAAGAUCGUGUCACCUGCAGGACAGCUGUGUGAGAACUAUAAAGAUUCUGAACAGCACAGUAGUUUGUACAGCAGCACAGAAACUGCUGCAAUUUGGGCCUGCCAGACUGUGUUGCCAAACUUCUACAAUCUGCUCAAGACUAGAAGGACACACAAGUGAUUGGAUCCAUUCCAAUCCUUCUCUCCUUCCAGGGCAGGAAGCUUUGUGCUACCAUUUUAAGGUGUACUAUGCAUUUAGAAGUAUUCACACAUGGAAUUAGAAGAAUCAAAACAGAAUAAAAAUUUGUGUCAUCAGUCUCAUUGUAACCUUUCCUGUUGCUACAUGACUUUCCACAUCCAACUGUUUCUGUUGCUUCCGUGUUAAUGUUCUCAGUCUGUAGUUUCCCCUUUGAAUGUUGAUGUAAACAGAUUUAAUUGCUGCUGGUUGGAACAUAAAGCACAUAGUUAUCAGCUUUGUUGGUCUGUUUAGGUUCAAGACUAGGAACACUUAUCUUCAGAGUGACUUGGAUUGUAAAGCAUGUUUUAUUUCCUGUAAGACAGAACAGUGCUAUUUACCAUGCUUUAGCAUAACUAGAAGGGUCAGUCCACAUUAGUCAAGCACUUUUCAUCAUAGAACUACAUUACCUCUAGGUUUUUCUCCAGAUUAGUAAAGAAAACUCAAGCCCCUAUUUGUUCAAAAUUGAAAAUAAUAAUAAGCAUUCUUGAUUUUUAAUCAAUGGGAAAAUUAGUAGAUCUUUAUAUGUGAGGAAGAUUGUAGUCAAACAGUGAAUUUUGUCCUUAACAGCUAUUUGAAGAGUAGCCCAUAAGCUCAACAUACCAGCACUUUAAGUUUUCACUACUGUAAAUUACUGUGAAAUGUAUUAAUGUUAAAAUGUACUAGUUGAACUCACAUUCCUAAUACUUUUGAAUAAUAAGAAGUUGUAGCUUUCCCCUUCGAGGUGCUUUGCAGCAGUAACGUAUACCUUCUUGCACAGCUUAGCCAUUCUCUUCCCAUUCUUCCUUCUCCAGUUGUUAUCUGUAAGGCCAUCGUGUGUUUGGUGCAUGUGUGCACCUGUGCAUGCACUCAUACAAGUGCACACAUAAAUAUUGCUUUGUACAAAUUACUGCUUUGUAUAGAAAGCUUCUGGAAAGUCAGUUUCCUUCCAAUCUUUCAGUACUUAUGUGGUUUUGAAUUCGGACUUGGUAAAGCAGGAAUGCUCAGACAAAUAGCAGGACACAAAACUUUCUCUAGUUAGAGGAUAUAAAUACUGCCUGCUUUUAGUACCACAUGAUAUACUGACAGCUACUAGUUUCCCCUUACCCUGUGAAUCUUAACGCCUUCCCUUGUUUCUUGGGGGGAAAAACACAGAAUUUAGUUUGUGUUCCUGAGGUAAUUUGAGUAAUUAGAAUAUAGCAAAAGGCAUUUCAAAUAAUCUCACACAAAAUAUUGAUGAUUUAUGUUUUAAACCCAGUAAAUAUAUGCAGACUACCUUAAGUGAUAUAUAGAAUAGAAAUACCAAGGCUUUCUCUUUUUUAUUAAUGCAGACCAAAACCCCUGUUUUGGUGGAUAUGGAGAAAGUUUGGAAUUUUUUGUUUUUUAAAUUAGUAGCUUUCCAUAUGUAGAAAACACCUAAAGAGCAUCCUGCUACAUGUGCAGUAAAUGUGUGCUUAUAUAUAGCUACAUAAGUAAUGUAAAAAAACCACCCAGAAAUACCUAAGUUAAAACAGUUUCCAAAUAGUUAUGGGUAAUAAAUUUCACUGUGAUUUCAGUUUUUAACAUUUGGGAUGUAUUGCCACAAAUAUAUCUUCUAUCUUAGUUUGCAAAGAGACUCAGUGAAAUGCAUUUCAUGGAUAAUUCAAGGAUUCUCUGUUUUCUGCACUCAUAGACCAGCAAGAGAAACUUGGCAAGUUUCACAUACAAUACUGCCUGGAUGGUGGUUAAGUCUAAAAUAGUCCUGAAUGACUUUUAGGAAAGCUUAGGGGCAUCUGGGAAGGUGCUGGUUUUUGCAUUGUAAAAGUUCUGAAAGGAAUCAUUCAGUGCCAGAAAACUCCAUGCAUUUGAUGUGAAGACAUCUAUUUGGCACAUGAGAGCUGCCUGCUAUAAUAAUAAUGAUAAUGCUAUAAAUAAAUGGUACUAUAAUAAAUGGGACUAUAAGUAUAAUAAGGCUCAA